Messenger RNA from Pocillopora damicornis (cauliflower coral), 1048 nucleotides. RefSeq lists its product as uncharacterized. Lineage: Eukaryota; Metazoa; Cnidaria; Anthozoa; Scleractinia; Pocilloporidae. The record is from RefSeq and is a predicted model, not a curated record. Gene Ontology annotation, molecular function: microtubule binding. Gene Ontology annotation, cellular component: nucleolus.
GGUAUGAUGUUUGCGAUCAGCAGAUUUCGAAAUGGCAGUAAGAAACAACAGAAAGAAUGAUCGUGAGCUUCGCUUCUUUCGCUAUGAUUGGGCUAUUUCACGAUACAGAUGGAUAGAUGAAAAUUGUCGUAAUACAGUGUCUGGUUUCGGAACCGUAGAAAACUUGAACUUGGUCCAUUCUUCGUCAGAUGUCAAGAUUUCAUUCAGAAAACAUAUUUCCCAAGAGGACUUGAAAACUCAUGUGAUCACAUCUAAGAAAGAAAAGAUAGUCACAAAAAGUCAAAGUCUUUGCUCCUUACAACCAGAAAAUGAAGCUCAAGAGAUUGCCAAGGGACAUGGGACAAUGAUAAGUGUUUUACAAAGCAGACUUCUUAGAUUGAAAGCAGCUCAAACACUUUGGCACAAGGACACCAAUGCUUUGAUAGAGUAUCUCCUGCGGUUGAAAGAUGAUGCAGUGCUGGUUGACAUCAUGCCAUUUCUGACAUGCAGCAGAGUGCGUGAUGUGUCACCCGAAGGACAGGCCUUGUCAAUGGGGGCAUGUCUAGAAAUUUUACCUCCACUUGAGAGACUCCUUACAUCUAAAUUCGAAGAUUACGUUAUUGCUGGACUGGACAUGAUCAGGGAAAUGGUCAAACGCUGGUGGAUGCAAUUGAAAGCUGCAACAAGUAAAGGUGUGGAGCCAGAGUGGCAGAGAUGCAGCAGGAGUGUGAGCGGCAUGUACAUGGCAAUCGUUUCUCUUUCUGCCAUCAUUGUCAAAGUUUCUAAAAGAAAGGGACCAGUGGGCGAGAAAGCUCUCGUUGUCACCAGGCUGUUAGAUCUACUAUGAAACAGUGUGUAAUUGGGUAGAGCGGUGAUUAAAUUGUACAUAGGCUGAUGAACAUUGGAAUGGUUUACACUGUUAACAAAUGCUAUUUAUUUGUUGUAUUUAUUAUUUAUUUGUUCAUUUUUAUCUUAUAUUCUACAACUUACGUGGUAUCUGCUUUGACAUGGAUAAGGUAUUAAAAGAUGUGUUAGAUCUCAGUUCUGUCAAUAAGUUAUGUUUGAAAUA